Orussus abietinus is the source of this 1569-nucleotide messenger RNA. Its product is annotated as ADP-ribosylation factor-like protein 16. Gene Ontology annotation, molecular function: GTP binding; GTPase activity. NCBI's taxonomy places the organism in Eukaryota, Metazoa, Arthropoda, Insecta, Hymenoptera, Orussidae. The coding region runs from base 1012 to 1542 and encodes 176 amino acids. The transcript has 2 exons. The record is from RefSeq and is a predicted model, not a curated record.
AGAGAGAGAGCGAUGACUCGGGAUAUCACUCCUUGUCACACGAGAAUCUAGGAACGCUUUCCGUCAUCUCUGCCGAAUGUGAGAAUAAUGUUGGAUCGUUUUGGAGAGAACUGGACAUAUCGAGGAGGUAACAAAGGAUUUCCGAUACACCAUUUGCACGAAUACCCACAUCAUUGUUCGACACAUUAACUCUUUCGCUUAACGCCUGUCGACGUUUUCGAAUCUCCUUUUUCCGAGUUCCCACUUUGGUUCGUUCACGCUUUUAUCCCUUUCGCUCGGAAAAGUGCAUAACUCGAGGCGCAGUUUAAUAAUCUACGGUAUAUAACUCAUAAUAAUCGUAACAAUUGGAAGAUAGCCACCCAGUUAGGUACCUAUCUUUCUCAAAUUCAGUAUUUUGCAAAAAAAAAAAAGAAAAGAAAAGAACCGUGAAUAUCAUCCGCGAAACGUUGAAUUCUCGCAUUUUCGACCAUCCUUUAAUAUUUCUAUACAAUUUAUAUGUAAUAGUUAAAAAAAAAAGAAAAAACAAAGCAUAGCCAACUAGAAAGACUUUUUCGAAAUUUACUUCGCAAUUGAAUUUGUUAAAAAAAAAAAGAAAAGCCAUGAAUUUCCUUCAUGAACUUUCUACGCGCCACUGUACAAACCGGGACUUCUGUAACUCUGUACAAGUAGCUGUAUACGAUAACGCGAUAACACGUUUCAGCGCAACGAAAGGGUUAAGAGCGAGGAAUCUUCCACAAAUAAAGGACUUCAAGCCGAAGGUACCAUCGAUUUCCGUGGCCGUGGAGACGCCUAAGUGUUUGAAUUCAGAGAGUCAGUCAUGGCGACGAGCCAGUGGAGCAAUAACAAUUAGACAACGUAACCAGGGAUAAAAAGGUAGAAGAAAGGUGAAAUAAAUAAAAGGAGGACGCGUCUUUGGUGGCGAUCGGUACGCGAGUUGGCCGCGAAGAGCCGUAGGAUACUCGAGAAAGGGAAGAAAAAAAAGAUAAAGAAAAGAAAAGGGGGGCAUUCGUCAUGUGCCUCUGCCUAGGGCCUGCCAAGUCGGGAAAGACGUUGCUGAUGAAGAGGCUGCACGGCGACGAAAUCGACGAGACCACCAACACGGUGGCGACGAACGGCACGAAUUUAUUCGCGAUCAAACACGAGGACGAGACCGGGAGAGGUCGCGAGAUUAUCGUCAGAGAACUCGGAGGGAGCAUGGCCCCGAUCUGGAAGCACUACUUCGACGGGGUACGCGAGAUAAUCUACGUGGUGGACGCCAGCAACCUCUGCCAAAUAAGCGCGGCCGGAGUGCUGCUCUACUCGCUGCUGGUGGAGCCCUUGCUGGGCGCCGCCAGGAUAGCCCUGGUGCUCUCGAAGAUGGACCUCUCCUACCGGCAGAUGCGAAACGAGGCCCUGCUGAUGCUGCACUUCGCCCGGCUCCAGCGGGAGAUCGAGCAGAGCAUCACCGUCCUCGAGGUGAGCGGCAUGACCGGCCAGGGCGUCGAGAAGCUGCGCGAGUGGCUCUUCGCCUCGUCGAGGCCUCCUCGACCGCUGAAGAGCUGAACGAGAGCUGGACCAACGCCUGCUGCU